AUGGACGGAGCCCUCCACAUCAUCCCCACCAACCUCUGCGCCUUCGAGCCCACCAAACCCCUCGUCCGCUCAGCCAACAUCAACACCUUAGUAUGGAUCGGCGGCAUGUUCGACACCCUUGGCUCCGUGGCCUACCCCUUCACCCUCGCGGAAGCUCUCCCGCAGGCCUGGUCUCUCAUAACUUGCUCCCUCGGCUCAGCAGGCAUGGCUUGGGGCGUCAAGUCAAUCGGCACAGACGCCGAAGACAUGGCCAAGAUCAUAGCCUACAUCAAGAAGAAGCGACCGGGCGGGAAGAUUGUGAUCAUGGGUCAUAGCACGGGCUGUCAGGAUUGCAUGGAGUACUCUGUGGGCAAGAACGCGGAGAAGAGGCCGAGGGUUGAUGGCGUGAUUCUGCAAGCGCCUGUGAGUGAUCGUGAGGCCUUGGAGGAUGAGCUGCCGCAGGCACAUAAACAUGAGGCGGAUCAGUUGGCGCUGAAGAUGAUCAGAGAGGGACAGGACAAGGAUGCUAUGCCGAACAAAUGGACGAAGCCGAUCUUUGGAAGGCUGGCUGUCACCGCGAAGAGGUGGGUGGAUGUGAGCUCGCCUGGGCCUGAUCACAGUGGUGCGGACGAUUACUUCUCGAGUGACUUGCCACCAGAGAGAUUCAAGGCCACCUUCGGCAAGCUGCCUGCAAGCUCGCCACUGCUCAUCCUGUAUAGUGGAAGUGACGAGAGCGUGCCGUCAAAGGUGGACAAGCAAAAGCUUGUGCAGACGUGGAUAGAUAUUGUAAAAGCCAGUGGUGGUAGUGUGGAUGACAAGAAUGGUGGUGUCGUGGCUGGUGCAAGUCACAAUUACAAUGGCAACCCUGAGGAGGUGGUGCAGGACAUGGUGAAACGAGUUCUUGGCUUCAUCUCAAAACUGGACGAAGGUGAUGAUCCUGCAAGACAUGAAGAGAAAGCCGGAGGUGCUCGAGGUGCGGAGCCGGUGCAACUUUCGCGCAACAUACUGCAAGGAGACUGGUGA
Fulvia fulva is the source of this 1002-nucleotide messenger RNA. RefSeq names its product Fusarinine C esterase sidJ. Lineage: Eukaryota; Fungi; Ascomycota; Dothideomycetes; Mycosphaerellales; Mycosphaerellaceae. The transcript has 2 exons. The record is from RefSeq and is a predicted model, not a curated record. Bases 1 to 1002 code for a protein of 333 amino acids.